UUUUCAUUAAUUUUCUAACAAAUUGCAUUAAAUUAAUUAUCAAUGAACACGCUAAACUUUCUAAAAGCAUCACUCACUAGCGUAAGCACAAUUUCACGCCAUUAUGCCUUUAAAUCCGACUUGAAAAUUAAGUGGGUUCGACCGGAAAAAAUACCAUGCUUCAAACCACAGAAAAGCGGUGAUAUGCAACCUCUUCGACCAUUUGCUGGCAGUGAACUUCUUAAGGAUUAUACGGCUUCCAAGGAGUUGGAAAAUGCGGAUGAAACAGUUAAAAACCUGUUCACAAUUGAACAUAACCGACGAAGAGAAAUGCUGGAAAAUUUUAAAGUGGAGAUGGUUAAACGAGUUCAGCGGCAUGAUUUGGAUUAUGGCUCUAUGGAAGCAAAAUUGGGAUUGAUGACUGCACAAAUCAGGAGUUUGCAGGAGGUGAUGGAAAAAUUUCCUCGACAGUCUGCUUCGAAGGUGUUUUUAAAGGAAAUGAUUGAUAAGCGGAAGAAAUUUCUGCGUUAUCUUAGACGUUGGGACUAUCGAAGAUUCGAAUAUAUUUUAGAGAAAUUGGACCUCGUUUAUAAGCCAGCUCCCAGUCAUUUUCAUUGGAUUACACGAAAGGAUUCACUACGUAAGCUUACCGAUAUUCAUUGCGAUGAAAUUAAGGACAGUCGACUACAAGCCUAUCGCCAACAAUUGGAAUCACAACAGUUGGAUUUUCUUGCAAAGAAAUUGCAAAAUUUGGAAUUCAUUAGAAAAGAGCAACAGGAGUGCAAGGUUCCGAUAACGGUAACCGUCGAGCAAAUCCAAGCUGUGAAGAAACAGUACGAGGAGUUGAAAGAAAAACGAAAGGCAUUAGAACCUGCAAAUGGAGAACAAGAUUGAAAAUUCCAUAAAAACCGUUUUGUUUAUUUUUCGUAUAUAAAAUAAAAUAAUAGUUUCUAAUAGAGUAUUGAAUGUGUAUAAUAUUUUGAUUAAGUACACCGUUCUUCUAAAUCCAACGAUUUAGAUGUUUCUGAAUAAAAUGUUGCAGUGCUUUG
Sabethes cyaneus is the source of this 1028-nucleotide messenger RNA. It is a transcript of the gene bonsai, whose product is annotated as 28S ribosomal protein S15, mitochondrial. Gene Ontology annotation, cellular component: ribosome. Bases 43 to 873 code for a protein of 276 amino acids. Gene Ontology annotation, biological process: translation. Gene Ontology annotation, molecular function: structural constituent of ribosome. The record is from RefSeq and is a predicted model, not a curated record. Lineage: Eukaryota; Metazoa; Arthropoda; Insecta; Diptera; Culicidae. The transcript is spliced from 4 exons.